UCAAUGUACGAGCAUCUCGUAAUCAUGGGUGACUUCAACACUGACCUCCUUACCCACUCCCCUCGAUCCCGCAAACUCCUACACCUGGUCGAGUCAACUAGUCUGCACAUAUUACCACUCCAACCCACUCACCACAAUACUGUCGCGGACGACACCUGGCUCGAUCUAAUCCUCACAUCUAAUCCGUCCCUCGUCUCUUGCCAUGGUCAACAUGACGCUCCGGCAUUUUCUCAUCAUGACCUUAUAUACCUCUCCUACAUCCUGAAACCACCCAAGGCAAAACCCAGGGUACUGUACAGACGUUGCUUCGGGAAGGUGGACAAUGAGAAGCUUUUGGAGGACGCGUCCAGAAUAGACUGGGAACCACUAAUGGAAGCUACUACGGUUGAUGACAAGAUUGACAUUUUCAACAAAGCUGUCAUUAACCUUUAUGACCAUCAUGCGCCUGUCAAAAGAAUCCGAUUAAAACGUGCUCCGGCACCAUGGAUGACCAGAGGGAUCCAGGCGGCUAUGCGUCGCAGGGACCGCGCGUUUCGGAAGCACAAGAGGGAUCGGACAGAGGAGAACUGGACGGCAUAUAAAACUGCGAGGAAUAGAUGUAAUCAGAUGGUACGCAACGCCAAACGCCGCCACAUUCUCAAUAAUAUUUCCUCUUCAUCUCCAGCUGAUAUCUGGAAGUUCUUGAGAACUCUAGGUAUCGGCAAACCGCAACCCGCUAACCUUCCUUCUUCGAUUGGCUUAGAUGAACUUAAUAAUCAUUUUUCCACUGUCUCAUCUCUGGAUCACCUAACUAAGCGAAACACAUUGUCUUCUAUUUCCAGUCUGCCUCGUCCUGGGGUCGAAAAUUUCUGCUUCAUACCAGUUCAGUCGGAGGAGAUUCGUAAGACAAUCCUCUCCAUUAAAUCCAAAGCUGUUGGCUGUGACUCCAUCUCCCGUGACAUGAUCACGUCCAUCCUGGUUUAUCUCCUUCCAGCAAUUACCCAUAUUGUCAACUAUUCCUUGUAUUCUGGAGUGUUCCCGUCCUUGUGGCGUAAAGCUUUUGUUCGUCCACUGCCUAAGGUUAGUAACCCAUCUCUUCCCACUCACUUCCGUCCAAUCUCAAUCCUUCCCUUCCUGUCUAAGGUGCUUGAAGCUUGUGUCCAUAAGCAGCUGUCACGGUUUGUUUAUGGAAACAGUUUAAUAAGCCCUCUCCAAUCAGGUUUUCGACCUGGACACAGCACUGUCUCCUCCCUCCUUAAAGUGACUGGCGAUAUUAGGGCAGGGAUUGAGGAUACCAAAGUAACUGUUUUGGUAUUAGUUGACUUUUCAAACGCUUUUAAUAUGGUCAGUCACGAUCUCCUUUUGGCCAUCCUGUCCCAUCUUGCAAUCUCUGACAAAACACUGGACUGGUUCUCUUCCUAUCUUCGGGGGCAGCUAGAAUACUGGCAAGUUAUACCGGCGUGA
Messenger RNA from Spodoptera litura, 1443 nucleotides. RefSeq lists its product as uncharacterized. The record is from RefSeq and is a predicted model, not a curated record. NCBI's taxonomy places the organism in Eukaryota, Metazoa, Arthropoda, Insecta, Lepidoptera, Noctuidae.